This is a messenger RNA of Metarhizium acridum CQMa 102, 810 nucleotides long. NCBI's taxonomy places the organism in Eukaryota, Fungi, Ascomycota, Sordariomycetes, Hypocreales, Clavicipitaceae. The record is from RefSeq and is a predicted model, not a curated record.
AUGGGUAGUAGCUACGCUAAACUUUCAUCUCCCGCGAAUGCGGACAUUUUUUCUGCAUCAAAAACCCUCCUCAGCCAGGAGAAAUGGAAUGAAGAGACACUUGAAGACGUGGAGACUUAUGCUCAACUUCGGAACAGGUCCGAGAACUUCUGGAAACAAGGACCAAUUCUCGCACUCUUCAAGGGCAUUGCGCUAUUGUUGGCAACCGCUGUCGGAUUCACAGCUGGUAUCAGUAUCUGCUACUUUGCGUCGCUGACUGAAGAGCAUAGACAAGUUCAAGACGCUUCAGUUCAAUCCUCGUUUCACGGCCCCAAGUCACCAUACAUGGACGAGCCCAACUUGGAGCUCGAUAAGUUGUGGUACGAUUUAACUAAACUUCGCAAUUACGACGUCGACUACGACACUCUCGCCAGCAUCAACAGGACGCAAGCAGCUGUAGAGUACCCAGGCACUGGAGAGUACCAGGUUGGCCUUGAAGUUUUCCACCAGCUACACUGUCUUAACUACCUCAGGAUGUACUCUUAUAAGAACUGUUAUAGCGCCAUCGAUUUCGACAUGAUUGCCGAUCCUGAGGAAGAGCGAAACGAGCAUAAGGACCACUGUGUGGAGGUUCUCCGACAAAGGCUAAUGUGCAACCCAGAUUUGAACAUUUAUUCGUAUCAUUGGACCAAGACGUCAAAUAUGCCCAUGGGAAAUCUUUACAACCGACUCAGAUGUGUUAACUGGGAGCAUUUUCACGCUUGGACAAACAGUCACGUGGUUCAAUACGCUCCGCCUUCAAAGAGCAGUGCUAAGGAGCUACUUGACUAG